Molecule: messenger RNA, 2706 nt
Organism: Capsicum annuum
Lineage: Eukaryota; Viridiplantae; Streptophyta; Magnoliopsida; Solanales; Solanaceae
Product: pathogenesis-related protein 1A-like
Exons: 1
Coding region: 54-545 (163 amino acids)
Cellular component (GO): extracellular region
Source: RefSeq, a predicted model, not a curated record
AAUCACCUUCUCUUUUUCCCUCCAAUUUGUCUCAAAAAGCAAAGAAAAAAGAAAUGGAGAUCUCAAAAAAGCUUUCAGCCUUUGUUGUGUUCAUGGUUUUAGCCAUGGCUCAUUGUUCAUUGGCCCAAAAUUUGCCUCAGGAUAUCGUUUUAUCCCACAACAACGCCCGUGCACAAGUUGGGGUCCUACUCCCACCACUAACAUGGAACGACACACUUGCUGCCUAUGCCAAUCAAUAUGCAUCCACCAGAUUAGCUGAAUGCACUUUGGUGCAUUCAGAUUCACCCUAUGGUGAAAAUCUUGCCAUGGGCUACGGCGACUUUUCGGCAGUGGAGGCCAUUACCAUGUGGGUCGGAGAGAAACCAAACUACGACUAUGACUCCAACUCCUGCAAACAAGAUAUGUGCGGGCACUAUACUCAAGUGAUCUGGAAAAACACCCUUCAGGUUGGAUGUGCAAGACUGAAAUGUGAUAAUGGUGAUGCAUGGUUUGUGUCAUGCAACUAUUAUCCCCCUGGAAAUUACAUCGGCGAGAAACCUUAUUAAUUAAGUAAUUAAUUGAGAUGCAUGGCUUCAGUAAUUUUAUAGUAAUUGCAUUACUUUCAUUCCAUGUAAGUCUAAGUUUAUAUAAUAUAUGUGAGGUUCCAAUUUCGGCUUGUAAUAUGGGAAGUUUCCCCUUUUAUGUAAUUUUUUGAUGAUAAUGGAAUUGCGCAGUUUCAAUUUAAAAAAAGUACUUUGUUAUUCACUCUUAUAAUUGUAGACACCUAAUUCUGUCUCUCCCGAAAACUCAAAUUACAUAUUUUUAUCCCUGUCUUACCACGUGCCUUCACCUGUAUGAUUAUAUUCCAUAAAAAUGCAAAAAUAAUAAACCCACUAACAAACCUAAUCCCCAAUUAUUCUUUUGUAACAAAAUUAACCAACUCUCCUAUCAAUUUUGGACAACACGUCACUACCCCAUGCCCCCAUACCCUACCCAAUACCCACCCUCACCUCAUAUGUACACACAUACACACAAAAACAAAUUGGACCUCAGCAUACACGAAAAAAAAAAGCACGAUCAGUAACAAAACAAAAAAAAAAGAAAGAGAACAUUCAGCAUCAUCUCCUUCACCUCAAAAAGCUCCAUUUUCGUCACACACAGAAUAGAGGAGGAGAAAGGGAAUAAUUUCCAAGAGGGGCCCACAGUAAAAGAAAGAGGACCAUUUUUUCUUGGCUUCUUUUUGAAUUACCCAGAGUACAUCUUCUCCAUUGUUUUCUCUAUCACAUACACAACACCAAUAUCAGCAAACAAACAACCAGCGAACACCGACCAAUAAUCCAACAACCAAUACACAACCCGAACCACCAGCCACCGUCGAAUCACAUAAACCGACCCAACCGACCUGAAUUCGACCCGCAACCCAUGACCCGAACUAGCAUAUUGGCUCAACAGCCCGAGAACCUUCUAGAAAACAGCAAUACACGGAUCGCUCCAUGAGGAACUGAUAUACGACACAAACGCACACACGCACAGAUCAGGAGAAAGGAAAGAAGAUUGAGUGAUAGAGAGGGGGUUUGAGAGAGAAAUCGACAAGAGAGGGGAAAAUUAUGAGAGAGAGCUGCGAGAGAGAGAGCUGCGAGAGAGAGAGAGAGCUGCGAGGGAGAAGUCGGGGUUAACAUUUUCGCCGAGCUGAUCACCGUAAAAACACUCGCUGUCACCGAAAUACGACCCUCUUCCAUCAGUUUUGCCGCCGUCUGUAUUCUGGAGUUCCGGCCAUACAUCUUUUUCUUGGUUUUUCUUGUAAAAUUUGGAUAUUUGUUGGUUCACUGCUCUUGGCGAAUUUUUGUUCGUAUAUUGUCUGUUCUGAGUUAUUUUAUCUUGGGGUCAUUGAAAGAUGGUAAAAGGGAUGCAUACUGGAGCUGGGGGUUUGAGUUGAGGUUUCGAAUCGAGAUUCUUCAGCACGCGGAUUCUUCCUCUCGAUUGACUGAUAUUCGGAAUAAAAUCAUCAUUGAGGUCCAUUUCUACUCCUUUCUUUUUUUUUUAUUUUCAUUGUUGAUGGAAUAUGGUGUAUUGGAUGGAAUCCGUGUGAUGUUUGAUCUUGAUUAGUGAUGAAUUGCUACUUCGAUAUUGACUUGUUGCUUAAUUUCAUUGAAAUAGAAAUCAUGAAUUGAAAAAAUUAGAGUUAAAAGGGAAUUUGGGGGUGAGAAUUGAAAACUUGAUAUAAUUGGUGAAUUUUGGUUAGCUUGAUUCAUGAGUUGUUUGACUUGAAAUGAACUUUAAUUGAUCUUGGUAGUAUUAUGAUACGUCGAUUGGUUUAGGCAAACAUAGAUUGGGUAGGCAAAAUUUAGGAAUGGUGUUUCCAUUGAAUGUUUGGUUGCGCGUUUGUGGAAUGUCUUCUAGUUUAUUGCAUUGGAUUCAAGUGUAUUCAUUUGUCCGGGGAAUGCCCCGAGGUUUCAUGUAUUUAUUCACCGGGGAAUGCCCCAAGGUUUCAAUGUAUUUAUUCACCGGGGAAUGCCCCCCGUAAUAUUAUGUUGGCGGAAGAUGAUCGAGAUGAAGGUCCGAGGCAUCGGGUGAAGCAUUGGAGCUUAGUCUAGAUUUAGUUUAGAACAAGGUUUAUAUUUUGGUAUUUUUUUUCUAUCUUUGGACUGUAUGAUUGGACUGGGACUUUACAUUUUGGAUUGUUUUGUUUUGUUUAUUGUUUGAUUAUUUUGCGUGCUUUUGUGUGGU